AUGUCAGACACUUUUGUCGGAUCAGUGAGGAAGGAGGACACCAUCUAUCGUGAUGAGGUGGACUUCGACAAGAGCUUCAAGAUUGACAUCGAUUUUGCGAAGAUGGAGUUUGAGGAGACUUUAAAUGUCUCGGGGCCGUCAUCCAUAUUUCAUGUCAGCUACUACGGCAAGCCACGGGUCUUGAAAGUGCUAUGCGAUGCUGGUGUCGUGCCAAAUUUCUAUGGUUUUAUGCUCGCUAUCCACCCAGGCGACUGUGCUCCUCAUCUUGACGCCUUUCGGCAUGACAAAGGUCUUCCACGUGCCAUUCUGAUCGAGUACCUACCAAAGCCUUUGGUAAUGAACUGCGUGACUUAUACAAAGGAACGUAUGCAGAAAGCUGUCAAUGGCAUUCGGCAAAUCCAUGUGGCUUUAGUUGAGCAUAAUGAUCCAUACCCGAAGAACAUCCUCAUUGUUCCUGGUGACCUCGAGAGGGUUAUCUGGAUUGAUUUUGUCGUUGCGAUUGUUUAUCCUAACGACGCAUACAUUGGAAAGAAGGAACGCAACCGGAUUGAGUUUGAAACUGAAGUUAUUGAAAGUUUCGGAUGGAUGCUUGAAGAAGAUCAGAAGAAAGGUCUACCGCCAAAUACGAAAUACUACUGGGAUCAACUCCUUUCCGGUGUUCAGACAUACACAGAAGGAUCACAUUAUGGAAGUCACCAGUCAUUAUCUGCCGACCUAAUAUCCCAAGAUACCAAAGCCCCAGCAAAAUAG
Penicillium mononematosum is the source of this 750-nucleotide messenger RNA. RefSeq lists its product as uncharacterized. The record is from RefSeq and is a predicted model, not a curated record. Lineage: Eukaryota; Fungi; Ascomycota; Eurotiomycetes; Eurotiales; Aspergillaceae. The transcript has 3 exons. Bases 1 to 750 code for a protein of 249 amino acids.